CUCCAUUACCGUCGAGUGGGGAAGCAUCGUGGACUGGAGUGACAGGCCCGGACAAUAGAGCAAUUGCGAAGGGCUUUGGGCUUUGGCCGCGGGUGUUCUUGUCGACCCUGGGAAAUUAUUUUUGUUGAAUAUCUCCCACCCUUACGAUGUUUGCAAAAGCAACCAAGACUUUUGUGAAGGAGGUUGACUGUGGAGGAGACUUAAUCUCUGUGUCAUCCCUGAAUAACUUAGAUAAAUUACAGUUCUUGAACUUAGUCACAAAGAAAAAGAAAACAUGGUGCUGGCAAAAUCCAAAGUAUCAUCUCUCAUCAGUUUCAUUGAAUGAUCUGCUUUCUGAAGACAUGCAUGAACCUAUAAAGCCAGUUAUUGUAGAGUCUGACUUUGUGAAGUAUGAAGGCAAGUUUGAAGACUGCAUCAGAGGAAGCAUUGAUACGUCAUUUGGAAGAAUUAAUUUAGGAACUGGAGCAAGCGAUGUUGUGGAAAGUCUGUCCUCUUUUGGAAAUCUUAAAAAGCAAGAACUUGACUUGCACAAGCUUAUGAAAGAUGUGAAGGGAAGGACAAUAAAUCUACAGACUUCGUUGUUGGAACAAAUGCUUGAAAGAAAGAAUGAUGUCCUUUGUAUCCUUAUAGAAAAAAUAUUGACGACUCAGAAAUGUUUAAUAUCCGAACAUAUUCAAAAAGAGGAAAAACUUGCUGGAAUGGUGGGAAUAAGUACAAAAAUUAUAAAGAAUUGUGCCUCCUUCAUGACCAACAAGGUGGUUUUGAAAGGGGGGCUAUAGAAGGGCCAUCUUAUCAUUCUUCGGCCUUCAAAGAGGCUUGCUGCCCUCAUCUUUUUGAUGUUGUGGAUAAUGAGAAAUUGUCUGGACCUGACAGCCCUAUUCCAAGUAAUACUUCACUUAACAUUCUAAGCAAAGAUGUUCUCCAAUUAAAGAGCCAGUUCCAACCGUUUAUGAAUUUAUCAGAAAAAAAGCAGAGAUCUUUAUACCAAAUGAUCUGUGACCUUUUGCUUCAUGAAGAAAAAGUGAUGCAACUAGAAAAUGUGCUGGACAGUAUAUGUUCUGAGGGGAGUCCAGGAAACAUAGCAAUGGAGGAAUUGAAGUCAUUAGAGAAACCAUAUAUAGAAGAAUUUCUACAGCUUGUGGGUGUAGAUUUACAGAGCAAACAACAGGUUCACAAUAAGGAGCUUUUCCUAGCUGCUCAUUUCCUCCUCAGUGCUCUGGCAGAACUGUCAAGUUAUUCUCUAUGUCUGCUGAUAGCCUGCUGUGACCUCCAGCUUGUCCCUACCCUGUGUUUCUUGCCUAAUAUGACCUCAGAAGAUGGUACAGUGACACUUGCAGACCCUGUACUGGCUUCACUUGCUGACCCAGGAAAGUUUCGGAUAGCACAAAGGCUAUUCGCUUUAUCAAACAUUAACCUUGAAAUGAUGGAAUCUUCUAUCAAAGCUACAACCAUGAAAAAAUCCAGCUUUUCCCCAGUCGUUCUAUAUAUAGCAUUGAAUGGCCUCCAUGCAUUAGGCUGUGAAAAAGACAAGAACUGAUGAAGCUGUUUCAAUAGUUUAAUACUACAAGUAUCUCUGUUUAAUGCCUCUUAAUUAUGAACCCACUAGAUUUGUCUCCAUGCAAUUGGAAUAGCUGCCAAUGGGCUAUGUUAUUGGAGCAAGGCAAAUGCUGAAAUUAAUUAUAUGAAUGAAAAGAUGCAAAGAUAAAAAAGAAACCCAUGCAGGGAUACUUGGCGAGAUGUUUGAUUCUCCUGUAUUAUUUUAAAGUUUAGAAAGAUUACGUGUCCUCACUUUUCAGCCAUUUAUUCAGCAACCAUUCAAAGUUACAACAGUGCAGAAAAAAGUAAUUUUAUGGUUCAUUUACCGCCAUUCACAACCUUCACAGCAUCCCUCAGCCAUAUGAAUGCCAUUACAGCUAGUGGCAUGGACCAGACCUGUGAUUUUUCUUCUUCUUUCAUAUAUCCCUCACCCCUUGGAGAGAGAGAUUUCAACAAAGCAAGUUCUUUGCUGUUCUACAUAUUAUCGUCAUACUGGCAGUAGGAAAGGAGAAAUUGCCUGCAAAAAUUGCUUGGUUUUUUUUCUUCCCAUCCCACCCACAUGUGAGUGGAGGGUUUGGAGAAACGGAUUUCAAGAGAAUGGCUCCAGUCCUAGUUUGUGACACAGUUGCAUUGCUUUUGAUGCAUACAAGAUAGCGAGGUCCAUUUAGCAAUGGCUUCAUUUAGCACUGGACUUGCCAUUGAAGAAUUCCUUGUACUAAUUAUUGUGCUUCAGUACUAAUCUUAUUUUCCUUAUAAACUAGAACAGCGGCUCUAAUCUUUUGGGCACCAGGGAUCUGUUCUAUGGAGGGAGGUUUUUCCGCAAACUGGAGGGAGGUGGUUUUGCAUGUUGCCUGCAUCCCAGGGCCCAGUGCUGGUCCACAGGUUGGGGACCCCUGAAUUAGAGUGUACAACAGAGUGUAUUCAAAACUGAGCAAAGACCAUCAUGUAGCAGGAGAAUAAUUGAAAGGACCAUUUAAGCAAUUAACAUUAAAAAACAGCAGCACAGAAAUAAAGUUAAAGCAUGAUCUGAAAUGUUGGGACUUUCCUUUGGAGCCAUUAUUAGAUUAGAGCCAAAUGUCACAAAAGAUGUAGCACGUUUCCAUGUGUUUUUCUUUAUGGUGUGGUAGAGAAGCUGGGAAUGGCAGCAUCCAUUUUGAGAAUCAUAUUUUUAAUCUUUCUAGUUAUAAAGGAAUUUUUAUUUACCCUAUUUGAUUCAUGUGAAGUGUACCAAAAUUCCAGGUCUCAGAGCUUCUUGUUUUAGAUUGAGGAGUUGGGGGGGGGGGAUGUAUGUUAAGGAGUGAAAUGUAAUCUUUGUGAAUCUGUAUUCACAAAGGUAUAUAAAACCCAUUCAAUUCCAUCCACUUGUUAGCAAAGCCAUAUGGCUUCAACCAGUGGAAGUUAACAGAUUUUGGAUAUUAUUUUCACGACACUUAUUAAAUGCUAUUAUAAGGUAUAUGGAAUGUUUUUUUCAGCAUUUUAAUUAGGAUAUGCAGUGUAAAAAUAGGAUGACUUGUUAUUUCAUAUUGAUAAGUUUUUAUAUAUCAUUCAAUAUAAAAUUAUAACAUCUAUUGCAAGGAAGGCCUACUGUAUUGCCUCUUUCCUGCUUCCUUUUCUGAUGCCUGUUCUGUGCAGUAAGAAUGCAAUUCAUAAGAGAUCACACUGAAUUUUCAAAUAUUAGAUUUUAUUUCAUAUAUACAAAAAUAACUUUCUUAGGAGUUUUCAGGAUUUCACAGUUUUAUACAUUUCAACAAUGAUAAACAACUUAAAUGGGGAAACAUUAGUUCAUUAAAAAAAAAGUUUAACUGAAUAGUACACAUUUGUCCUAUGAAAUUUCACCAAAAUUUUUAUGAUUCUUUUUUAGAACUUCUUAAUCUGAUCUAUGUGGCAAUUUUGUUGUGAUUUACAGUAUGGAAAGACAUUAAAAUUUCCUAUCCCAUUUAAAUCUUCUAUUGUCCUAGGUGUGUCAAUAUUAGUACACAUUUGAAAAAAGUUACCGUUUAAUAGAAAUGUUAAGAGUUGAAGCAAUAAAAAUUAUACUGCAUAAGUCUAACAGAAGUCAUUAUUUUAAAAUGUACCUAAUGAUUUUCUAUCAUCUAAUCUUAGAAACACAAAAUAGCUACAUAUAAUUCACAAAGAAAUGUAGAUCUCGAUACAAUACACAUUUGAAGAAAUGAUAUGACAGUGCAUCCAAGAUAUAUUAUUUUAAUAGUUUCCAAGUUAAAACAUCUUUCUCUAGCUAACACAUUACAUUUUUUUUUAAAAAAAGUAUAACUACUAUAUAUGCACCUGAACCCCUAAUCAGAUUUUUUUCUUACCCUCAUGUUGGGGCACAACUAACAUCAAUUGUUGUAAGACUGGACAUGAUUUUCAGCUAUUGUACUUGAACAUUAGGAAAAUGUUCGAUCUUAUAAAUGGACAAUUCGUUUAAUAGCAAGAAGCCUCAAAAAAUUCAGUUAUGUCGAGAAAGCCGGUAUAAGGCAAGGACAUUGAAAGAAAAAAGAUAAACAAGCGAUCUGAGAUAAAGGUAUUCCUCAACUUACCACAAUAAUUGAACCUGAAAUUAUCAUUAUUAGUCAUGAUGGAUUUUAAAUACAUCAUCACUAGUCCACGCCCAGUUUUAGGGCCUUUUACAGUAGUUGUUAAGUAAACUCAUUGUCCAUAAAUGAGUGCUUUUUUCUGGCAGCCAGAAGUAAACAUCAGUUCCCCAAAAAAUGUAAAUUGCUGUCACAUGACUGCAGGAUACUGCAAAUGCUUAUUUAUGGAACAAUUAUUCAGUAUCCAGAGUAUGAUCAUGUGACUGUCCAGAGGGUGGUCAUCAGAACUUCAAAUCCAGGUAAUGUCCCUUUUUGUGGGGGGUGGGUUUUGUAACUUUCAACAGUUGCUAAGUGACUGGUUGUAAAUUGAGGAUUAUCUAUGUAAUGAAAUAGAUACAUAAGAGGCUCAUUAGUUUGUUGCCUAAGAUUUUGGUUUUUUUCUCAUGGAAGUUGCCGCUUUAAUAUUCUAGAGAAAGGAUUAUCCAGUACAUAUUUCUAGUCACGAUGAACUUUAAUGGAAAACCAAUCCAAAGCAAUUUGCAUCAUAAACAAAAAUAUUUCAAUAUGACAUGAUAAACGCAGCUCUUGAGAUAGUUGCUUUGUUUUCUCUGAAAGUUUCCAAGGUUUAUGAUGGGAACUCCUGCCAAAUGAACCAAGACAAGACAGCAAAAUAGUAAUAAUGUGCAAUUGAUUUAAACUAUAUUUGAUUCUCAGCAGAUAAAAAAAUACUCAAGAACAUGAAUUGAAUGAAUUUCAAAUAUUCCAAAAAAAAAGUUCUACAUUUUACAUGUUUAUUCAAAAAGUGCAUACCUAACUAAUAUCCUUUCUAUCAGUAUCAUAUACAGAUUUGAACAAGAUAGUUUGCAUUCAAAAAUCUACAUCUUUCUCAAAAACAGCAGUUGCUACUGAUUCUACAAAUUGCUGAAACAAUACCUCAUCGUUUUUAAGAACCCAAAGCUUGAGAAAUUAUUAUUAUUGAUAGAUUUAUCAAAUCUUGUGUAGAUAUCUUAGCAGUUAAAUUAUUGCUGUUUAUUUUGGGUAUUUUCUUUUUCCAAAUCUUUUAACCAUAAAAAAAUUACUCAAAUAUUUUGUACAUAAUUAUUUUAAGCUUUCUGCUUCUCUGUGACACUAGUAGGUUGAAUAGAGAGAUACAGAGUUUUUCCUGAAACCUGAAGGGGAUGGUUCCACGUGUGCCUGCCACUCGCACAAAUGGAACUGUACACACAUGCUUGUCAGACUGCUGUGUGUUACAAGUAGAGCUGAACACACUUGUGCACUUGCCGCCUCUUCUGCAACUUGGUUUGGAAUGGGCUAUAGCCCGGUAAGUGGACUGCGGCCUGGGAGUUGGGGACUCUUGGUUUAAAACAUCCCUUAGCUUCUGUUAUUCUCUUUCUUUAGCUCUUGCUCUAAAGUUUUUUUUAUAGAAUUUUCCUUGAUUAUGACAACUGUCUUUCUGAAACAGUAGCAGCUUUUCGUUGAAUAUUCAGUUAUUGGCUAUAUAGAAAUAGGCAUUUUUACAUUAGAAACUAAAAUUAGCUUUGAUUUAGGUCUGAUUCAGCAUGAUUCAUAUAAUUCUGCAUUUUAUUAUAAAUUUAAGAUAAAUGAAAAGCUUAUAUAAAUAUAUAACAACUAUAUAUUCCUGGAACUUCGUAGUCCCCAUGAAUUCAGUAUGACCAAUUGUAGUUUAGGUAUAAUUUUAAAGUUAUCAUAAUUUACAAACUAUAUAAAUUUAUGGAAUUUUUUUUUUUAAAAAAAACUAAAAUACAAUUAAGGACUGCCGUAAUGGGUAAGUAAUGUUUUAAUAACUGUCAUGCACUUUUAUUGAUUUUUUUCAUUUCAUAAUUUUUGGUAAAACUAUAGCACAGAACAAUGAAUAGUAUUUACUGAUCCAUGUUAGUUUAGGCCUUUGCAUAAACCAUUGUUUUCUACUAUUAUUACAUAGGCAUACCUAUACACUUAGCAUAUAUAUUUCAAUAUAUAUUUACUUUGGUACAGAUAAUUAUGUACCCUAAUAUCAGCAAGCAAUAUUGUCAUACCAUUUCACAUACACAUGUUAAGCAAAGACGCAUUUUCCAUUUUUAUACUGAACUUAUACAUGGAAUCGCCCUUACAUGAUUUCUCAUUUACUCUAUUAAUGAAGGAAGGAUAAAUAUACUUUAUCCUUUGAGGAAAGUGGUAUAACAUUUCUGGUAUAUUCUAGAUUUAUUAUCCACAGGAAUUUGCAAUCUAUCAGUUCAGAUCAUUGACAGGAACUCUGCAGUUGCAGACAAAGAGGACACUUAAAAUGUUCUGCCUCCAAUUUACACUUUCCCAAUUAAUCCAUUCUGCACCUCAUUUACUAAAUUUAGCAUCAUAGUACUGUCCUUAGAAGCAUUUUGCCUGUUACAUACUUCUCCAUUGCUGCCAUUCAGUGGGAGGAUAAAUGCAUGGGUCUCUAUUCAAAGUUUUAUUUAUUCAUACAGCCAGACAGCAAAAUCAGUAAAUGGCCUAUAUCACGUGCAGCGAUAUUCUGCCAUUGAGCAUAGAGGUGUAUUUUAUAUCAAAUGCAGUAAUUCUUAUGCAUGGCAGCAAACUAACUCUUCCUGUUACAUUUGGGACCUGUGGUUUAAAUUUCCACAUUAAUGCCAAGAGUGAAUUUUGUGAUGAGCAGUUCUUCCAAGAUGAUAUAAGAGUACCAGAACAAAAAGUCUUGUCCAGAGAAAAUAUAAAAUGUUUCUUGACCAAUUCCCUACUGUUAACAAUUUCUUUAGAAAGCCAUUAAGGCAAAUACUGAUAUUCUGUUCUUCCUCCUUCCUGCUUUUGACAGCACUGAGCUUCUGAGCCUUAAAACCAAAAUCACUUGCAUUCCUUUAAUCACUUGCUAAACUCUCCUUGAACUAAGGCCAAUUGGAAAAACCUUCUGCUUUCCAACAGGAGUGGAUAAUACAGAUCAAGGGCUAGAAACAAAAUAAGACAGGAGUAGAUUGAGUAUUCUGCUUGAGAACAUUUUAUUUUUUUAAAAAAGAUGGUUCAGGUAGAAUCUGAACAGAAUCACGGCUACUUAAAAUGCAGCCCAAACUCUCAUCUAGCAAAGAGCAGUAGCAACAAACCAACUGGAAUGCUAUAUAAUGUAAUAUUAGAAAACAAAGGAAUGAGAAACAGUUAUUUGACUUGAGGAUUCAAUAAUGCCUUCUACUCAAUCUCCAAACAGCAUUAUAUUCAGUAAAAGUAUAGUCAUUUUUUCACUUUAUCCCACUUCAUAACCUUACAAUGACAUUGAAAUUACAGAGUAAAAUUUCAUUUUGGGUACUGGAAUUUCCCUCCUCCCCCCAGACCUAGGUAUACAUAUUUUUAAAUAUUUAACAUCAGCCUAUCUACAGAAUUAAUGCAACAGAAAUAAAUUUCUGUAUAAUAUUUCAUAUUGUUAGAAGCUAAUUUCUAAAUACCAAUAGCAAUUAAGACACAUAUGCAAUUAUUUGCAUAACAUUU
Thamnophis sirtalis is the source of this 7538-nucleotide messenger RNA. Lineage: Eukaryota; Metazoa; Chordata; Lepidosauria; Squamata; Natricidae. The record is from RefSeq and is a predicted model, not a curated record.